CAACACGGCCAUAAACACAAUUUCGUCUUAUGUUACUUCACAGGCCACUGUUAUAUUAAUUAAAAUAAAAAUGACUGAACAAAGCGAGGCCAAGGUCUACGUUGACGCGGCGGAAGCUACGCGAUUUGUCAAGGGAGUCUUGCAGGGCAAUGGCGUUCCAGAGGCCAGUGCUAGCAUCGUCGCAAAGUGUCUAGUCGCUGCCGACCUUCGGGGUGUUGACACCCAUGGCAUCAACCGUAUACCAUCGUAUAUGGAACGGAUUCGGCAAGGCGUCUUGGAAGCUAAGGCUGAGCCGGAGCUGAAAUCAGUCACUCCAGUUGUUCACCAUGUGGACGGUCACAAUGGUUUCGGAUUCUUGGCAGCGCAUAAAGGCAUGGCAGCGGCCAUCGAAUCCGCACGCACUUUCGGCAUUGGCAUGACUAGUAUUGCACAUUCAAAUCACUAUGGAAUGAGCGCUUGGGUGGUGCAACAGGCUCUCGACGCCGACAUGAUGAGUUUGGUCUUUACAAAUUCUAGUCCAGCGCUACCCGUGUGGGGUGGAAAGAGCAAGCUUAUGGGCGUCUCUCCUAUUGCCUGUGGUGCCCCCGGCAAGGACCAACCUUUCAUCUUAGAUAUGGCGCCGUCAGUCGCCGCUCGUGGGAAAAUUUACAAAGCCAAAAGGCGCGGCGAGAAGAUACCGCUGGACUGGGCUUUGGAUUCCGAGGGCCGACCCACAGAUGACCCAGAGGCAGCUCUUGGAGGCGUCAUGUUACCCAUGGGAGGUCCAAAGGGAUCGGCGUUGUCUAUUAUGAUGGACGUCUUCUCGGGAGUUUUAUCAGGGUCUGCUUAUGCCGGCCACGUUACGGGCCCCUAUGAUUCGUCCAAACCGUCGGACGUAGGUCACUUUCUUGUUGCAAUCAAGCCCGAUCUUUUUCUUGACCUCAACGAAUUUCGCGAAAGGAUGGGUUACUUGUAUCAGCGGGUCGUGGGGUCUGACAAGGCCGCCGGUGUGGAUAGAAUCUAUUUCCCCGGCGAGCUCGAACAGAUUGCGCAAAGUGAGAGAGAGAAGACUGGCAUACCGUAUGUCAAGGCGGAAAUUGAUGCUUUGAAUGACGAAGCACGGAAGGUAGGAGUCGAACCUAUCGUCACAAAAUAAUAGGUCCAGAUAGAAUAGAGCAACACAAUGACGAAAAGUAUAGUCAUGG
Truncatella angustata is the source of this 1184-nucleotide messenger RNA. Its product is annotated as Malate/L-lactate dehydrogenase. Bases 71 to 1135 code for a protein of 354 amino acids. The record is from RefSeq and is a predicted model, not a curated record. The transcript has a single exon. Lineage: Eukaryota; Fungi; Ascomycota; Sordariomycetes; Amphisphaeriales; Sporocadaceae. Gene Ontology annotation, molecular function: oxidoreductase activity.